UUUAACAAGAUUUUAUUGAUUUUGUGUUAUUUUGCUUUGUUUUUAAAUGUAUUGCUUGCUGUGUUCACCUCCAUUGGUGUGCUUUGUCCCUCAGUAAAGUAAAGUUGUCAACAAUUGCAAUUCUUUUAAGUAAGAAUGGCAGGCAAAUCACCCAAUGAAAAUCUGAAGAAAUCUCAGCUGAUUUGCUUGUUCUUGAACGAUGCUGAGCUUCUUGAAUGUUGUUGCAGCUGGAAUCAGCCAGGCAACUGGAUUGCACCCCUUGUAUCUUGUAGAUGGAGGGUUGGCUUUGGGAAAUCAGUAGGUGACUAAUGUGAUGCAGAAUUACCAGUCCUUGUAGUAUAUAUAUGGCUGGUCCAGUUCAGUUCAUGGCCGAUGCUCACCCUCAACAUGUUAGUGGAGGAUUUGGUGAUAUAUUAAUACUGUUUAAUAUCAAGAGAAAAUGUCUCUUGUUUGAGAUGGUCUUUGCCAGGUAGUUGUGUGGUAUGAAUAUUUAUUGCCACUUAUCAGCCCAAGUUUGAUUGUUGUCCAGGUCUUGUUGCAUAUGUACAUUGCCUUAACAUUUGAGGAUUGGCGAAUGCCACUGAACAUUUCUACUUUAAAAGAAUUCCCAGCCUGAUCCUAAGUAUCAAAGGACUAUCACAGAUGAAGCAGCUGAAGAUGGUAGCCACUACCUGAAACCACUAGCCUGUGGAACUUCUGCAAUGUUCUCGGACCAAGAAUGGAAGGAUGAUUUUGUAUGCACUGAAGAUGCAGAUUCUGAGACGGAGCAAAAUGACGGCACAGAUGUAUUCUUACAUAAUGCAGAGGGACAGGAACCUGCACCUUCACAGAAUCCUUGGAAUGCAGUAUCACCUUUGCGUCUUGGUGGAAUUCCAUCUUCAGAGGAAACUUAUCUUUCAUGUGUUUCAGAACCUUGUGAGAAGCAUGUUGAUAAAUGCACUGGUUGUCUGUCUUCCACAUUUCAUGAUAUUCCUGGCUGCAGCAGGCAAGCCAUUAAGCUUCAGCUUUCAGAUGACAGUACACAAGAUGCAGAGGAAUCAUUAGAGUUGUAUACAGAUGGGUCUCAGCAAGAGCAGCCACAUUCAGAAAUGUGUGCUGGAAGCCCCUUGCACACGUUAAUCAAAAGUACAGACAGUAAAGUGACAAAUGUGGCAGAGCCUGAGGAGAUACCUGCUAAACCUGAAGACAACAGGGAGAAAUCUCUCAACCACAGCAUGACUGCCUGCAACCGUUUGUUUAAGAAUAUAUCCCCUUUAUCGGUUGCAGCUGACAAUUGUAGCAAGUUGAAUCGUGUGGGCUUGUUCAAAAGCAUUGCCCCUCUGACAUCAACAACAGGAGGUAGUCAUGCAAAUGUAAGUGGGAGUCCAGAUACACCUGUACUUAAUGACACAACAGCAGCUAGAAACAUUGUGCUGGAAGCAGACGAACAACAGCUUGAUGGUGAAAAUGAAGAAACCUAUGAAAUUCAUAGAGGUGUCAAAAGGAAACGGCAAUUUACAGAUUCAGAUCAUGAACCACAUAGAAACAAAGUUGACCUGAGCACUAGCUGGAAGUGUACAACUUUAAAUGGGGGCCAGAACUCAUGUAAUGUCAGUAGUGAUGGAACUUUCGUUGGAACAGAUCAUUUUAAAGAAAUAACCAAUGAUGUUUGUCAGGUGAAUGCCACAGCUACAUGUAAAGAGUCUUGUAGAAGGCAAGAAGGUAGUAGGGAUACAAACUUGAAAGAUACUGAUUUGAGGAAUACAUCAGAAAACAAAAUGAAAAUGGUGUCGAGAAAGUAUAAUAAACUUCAUUUUUUACCUGCGAGACCACCUCAACAAGUCCGAGAUUGCAAAAGACCAGCAUUCUCAGAAGUUCCUGAUGUUCAGCCCACGGAAAAUGUUGCUGCCAGUGUUAAUCUUGUGCUUUCUCACAAUGCUAAGCAGGACAAAGUUAAAUCUCUGAGACAUCCUGAUGGAAGCCAAUUUUUGUACACCUAUCCAGAACCCACUCACGAACUGAUAUCUCAGGUGAACUCUGUAAGGGUUCCUUGUGGAUUGCUGAAAUGGGCUGUUUCUUAUCUUACUGGACCAAGUUUGACACACAGUUAACUGCUGUUCCUGGCUGGCAUGCAAUUGGUCAUUUAUUUUGUAACAACUUUAGUUAAUGACAUUGCAUUUCCCUUAUGUUUUAAUGUUGAUCCAUGUUAUUUAUUUAUAUCAGUAUUGAAUACCACUGCCUCAGGUAAAAAUAAACUGACGCACACCAGGGAUAGGGAUGCUAGUAUAACACUGCACGUGUGGGCUGCUCUUGGCACCACUUAGCUGUUUACUCAGAGAAACUAUGGCCUGAAACAAGUAUCUGUCCAUAUACCUUUCCAGCCAGAAAUAAUGCACAACCCUGGAAGGCAAAGGAAUUGGAACAAAAUGAAUGAUUCCAUGUCCUUAAUUAACAUAAAGUUCAAUUUAUUUUGGGAGUUUUGGAGCAGACUAAUGAUUAGCCUUGUAUUGAAGGUUAUAUAAUUAUAAUAGAUAACAAUUAUAACUAAAUACUGUUCUGAACUGUUCAUUGGUGUAAUUUUGGUUUGUGUGUAUUGCAUUCAUAUCAAAGUCCUUUUAUAAUUUUUUAGAAAAUAAAAACUACUCAAUUUUU
Molecule: messenger RNA, 2631 nt
Organism: Rhincodon typus (whale shark)
Lineage: Eukaryota; Metazoa; Chordata; Chondrichthyes; Orectolobiformes; Rhincodontidae
Exons: 6
Coding region: 702-2090 (462 amino acids)
Biological process (GO): telomere capping
Cellular component (GO): shelterin complex
Source: RefSeq, a predicted model, not a curated record